Molecule: messenger RNA, 2145 nt
Organism: Paramacrobiotus metropolitanus
Lineage: Eukaryota; Metazoa; Tardigrada; Eutardigrada; Parachela; Macrobiotidae
Product: adipokinetic hormone/corazonin-related peptide receptor variant I-like
Exons: 4
Coding region: 676-1839 (387 amino acids)
Biological process (GO): G protein-coupled receptor signaling pathway
Cellular component (GO): membrane
Molecular function (GO): peptide binding; vasopressin receptor activity
Source: RefSeq, a predicted model, not a curated record
AUCAGCAGUGUGCCGGGCUUGAGACCGGCGUAUACAGUGGUCUUAAGUAAUCCGUCAUUAAAAAUCGAUCGCCGCCGGCUGCAAUGCGCCAACCGUUCUGCUGAUCCCCGACCCGGGAAAACACAGACUGUGCACUUCCGCCACUUAGUGCAAGCACACUCGUUACAUGCCAUCCGCUCUAUAAUCUGCCGUGUGUUUGUCUUUAAAUCAUAAUAAUAAUAACAGUAAUAAGACUAAUUAUUAAGCGGUUUGUUGUACUUCUUAUAUCAACGGAAUUUGCGUGCACCACUUCGAAAGAUCGCGGCAAUCUCUCUAUUUCCGCUGUUGUAAUUGCAACGAGCCAAGCGAAUAAGCCCGUAUCAACGGACUUUGCGUCCCCCUUUUUCGGAACCACCGUGUAAAACGGACAACUGCAGUACAAUAAUUCUGCUAUAUGCGGAAUUUGCGUAUACCACUUCGAAUCAUCGCGUCCUUAAUUUUUUCCCUGGCAUCAUCUGCAACGAGCGAAACGAAUACAUACCUCCCAGUGUUAUAGUUGGCCAGUUUGUUGCACUUCCGGUAACCACAGAAUUUCCGUAUAUCAAUUCGGAGGAUCGCGUCGUUAUCAGCAUCACGCCGAUAUAAUUAGCGCCGAGCGAAGCGAAUAGGAAAUUAGUUAAGUCAAGCCGCAACGCGAUGGAGGACAUCUUCGGGAACAUGACCCGCACCCAGCAGGAGCGGCAGGAGAGCUUCUUCGCCGUGUACAACGCCACCACCCGCAUCCUGACCGGGUGCGUCGCGCUGGCCGUGCUCCUCAACGCCGGCUUCCUGGCGCUGGUCCUCCACGCUACCCGCAUCCACGGCCCGACCACCAUCCGCAGCAACGCCCGGCUGCGCAUGAUGCUGCUCAACCUGGUGGCGGCGGAUCUGUUCAUCUGUUUCUUCACGCUGGUCCUGGAGUUGGGAUGGCGGAUGGCGAUCCGGUGGCGUGCCGGCGAAGUGGCCUGCCGCAUCCUGAAUCUGACCAAGACGAUGGGACUGUACGCCGAGUCGUACGUGGUGCUGGCCAUGUGUGUCGAUCAUUACUAUUCGGUGCGCCGGCCCAUUCCCAGUAAGGAGCGGUAUGAGCGGGCCAAGACGCUGGUGGCGCUCGGGUGGAUGGCGGCGUUUGUCUUCAGUGUACCGCAGGCGAUCGUCUACCAUGUGGAGUACAUGGACCCGGACUACACCCAGUGCGUCCACUCCGGCUCUUUCAUCAGUCUGAACGCCGAGCACACCUAUAUCGCCUUCGGCCUAAUCGCUGUCUACGUCCUGCCGCUGUCCAUCAUGCUGCCGCUGACCGGGCUACUGCUGCACAAAGCCUGUCGGGCCAAACCCAAACCGCCCCGUCCCCACCGCCUGACCCGCGUCUCCAUCUCCAUCAACGUCAUCAACGAGGCCGGGGAGGAUCAGGAGAUGGAGUUGGACGGGGACGAUGACUGGAGCGAGUACGAGAUCGGGUCGCGCUACUCACUCAAGACGCUCUCCUCUGAACAAGGUGAUACGCCGGCGACACCGGCCCGGGACCGUCUCAACACCGGCCUGCAGCUGCGCCACACGGACACCAGCAUCCGACGGGAAGCCCGCUACCGCGUCAUCAAACUGGCACUGGUGGUCCUGCUGUCCUUCAUCACCAGCCACACCCCCUACGUCGUCCUCGUCACGCAGCUGGCCGUGGCGGAGAACAACCCCAGCAAGGACGACGUGGUCCUGCAGAUCAGCGACAGUCUGAUGAUCGUCUCGCUGGGACUCAGUGCGCUACUCAACCCCAUCUUCUACGGAGUGUACCUGCGCACACUGUCCGUUAAGACGGUUGUGUAAGCGGCGUGUUUACUCCGCUGGUAAAUCACAGCGCGAUUGUAUCGGUUGGGUUUUGUGGGAUUUCUUUGGCCGUGCCAGCGGCGCGGUCAUUUGUGAAAUGGCUGGGGAUUAUAAUAACGGAAUAAUACGGAUUAAUGUCUUUCUUAAUAAUCUCGUUCAGUGAAAGUGAAUAGCUUCGACUGAAUGCGCGCUGUUUCCCGAAAUAUUUUUUAAUUAUUCGCGGAUUAUUUUUCUGUUGUCUGCCAUGACAAACAUUCUGAUUAAGGCUAUACUUCUUUGAAGUAUGGAAAAAUAAAGAUUAGUGUU